This is a messenger RNA of Pocillopora meandrina, 420 nucleotides long. The record is from the annotation of a GenBank genome assembly. Lineage: Eukaryota; Metazoa; Cnidaria; Anthozoa; Scleractinia; Pocilloporidae.
AUGGCGUCACGAAGGGAAGAGACUUCAGAUUCAGAAGAAGAAAGCUCUUUUUCUUUGUCUGACAAUGAAAAUUUGGCCCCGCCGAAUAAAAAGAGACGAGGCAGAAAAGCGCAAUGGCGAGAUUGUCACGUCGCCGACAUGGUAGAUGUUAUUUGCUCCAACGACAACUUUUCUAGGAAGCUGAUUUUCACAAACUCCAAAAACACCAGAAACAACGAAGUGUAUGUUCAAGUGCUGAAGGAAGUCGAGAAGCGAUACACAGGCUCGAGUAGUUUUCCCUUCUCGACUGGACAAAUGCGAACAAAAUUUAAACGUUGUGUAGCCGAGUGCAAGAAACUUGCACUGACUAUCAAGACGGCGACUGGUGUUAAAAGAAUUCAAGAAGAUCGUGGUUAUGGGCCAUGGUUCAACCAGUUAUUU